AGCCAAUAACGUGAAGGGAGCUGUUGUGCACAUCUCAGCUGGCAGACAUUUUAAAAGGAGACAGUCCGGCGCUGUUGCAAUUUGUACCAAAAUCCAGUCUCUCUUUCUAUGGAAUCGUUAGUAACUGCAAUCUCUCAGCAGCCUGCGCCCCCGCUCCACUACAGUCAACGCGUUUAGCCCAUUCCUGCCUGAGGAUUCUUUCAAUAAAGAACGACUUCCUACGUACAUUUGAUUUCUCUCUGAUCAAUUCAUUGACAGGAUGAACAGAACUGCGCGCGCGUUCUGUGCUUUGGCAUUCGUUACGGGGCUGCUUUCCUGCCAGGCAGACGGCAAGGGGAAUCGUGGAUCACAGGGCGCCAUCCCUCAUCCAGAAAAAAACAACCCCAACGAAUCGGAGCAUCAGCCGCAGCCACCGCAACCGGGUCCCGGGUCCCGGGGCAGAGGAAGGGGGUCUGCCGUGCCUGCAGAGGAAGUUUUGGAGUCAAGCCAAGAAGCCUUGCAUGUCACCGAGCGUCGCUACCUGAAACGGGACUGGUGCAAGACCCAGCCGCUAAAGCAGACUAUCCACGAGGAAGGGUGCGUCAGUCGCACUAUCAUUAACAGGUUCUGCUAUGGGCAAUGCAACUCCUUUUACAUACCCAGGCACGUUCGCAGAGAAGAAGGCGCCUUCCAAUCUUGCUCCUUCUGCAAGCCUAAAAGGUUUACCACCAUGACUUUCACUCUGAACUGUCCGGACCAACAACCCCCCACCAAAAAGAGACGCGUUCAGCGCGUAAAGCAGUGCCGAUGUAUUUCGAUUGACCUGGACUAGAUCCGUGUCCUAAUGGUAUUUCUUCGAUUUGUUUCCGUUUUAUCUACGAAGGGAAAUGCUCGCCUAUGGCGCAUCACCGCACGGCAAUUAAAGGGAUUCGUUUCCCACCAGCAGAAUUGCGGCAAACCGUCACACCCACAAAGGAAAGAGGGAAAUACCACGACGUAAAUGUCAUUUGGUGUGAAGUCAGUGCAUUAUUAGCAAGGAAAUCAAAAACCGAUUUUUAGUCACACACGCAGCCACCAAUCAAAGCCACACAAUACACGUUUCUUUCACAGCGCCAUUCACUGACAUUACCGACAGUUCAGUAGGCAUAGCAAAAGUUGUUUAAUUUUCGCACUGCAAACCGCUGUUUGACCUAUUGCCAUAUUCACCUUGUAUGAGCCAUCCGCUAAAAGAUUGCAGAACUUGGCCUGCUCUUUUGAACACAGUAAGCCUGAAAUCCGAUGGAGGAGAUCUAGUCGUAUUCAGUAUUUAAAAAAAGCAUUUAUGGACAGCAACAACAACCGUCUGGACACCAUCAAGGCGGGUAUGCUGUAUAGCCUAUAACCAUUUCCACCUGAGUAGUCUAUUAUGCAUUUUGUGGGAGUUUAAAUAUUGACUGAGCACCAAAUAGUUUCCACUAUGUGGAAUGAGAAAGAGAAAUGAUAAUAUUUAAUGUAAUUAUGACAAGUUUGUAUCAAUAAUAUGAAUGUUACUUGGACUCUAGUGAAUCUCUCUUGGUCUGCACUGUUUAUGUCAGUUCAUGUAAUUUAGGGAAGAAAAAGCUGUUUGUCGAAAUGUAAUUUGCCCCUCCCAGAAGUAUUAAACAAUUGUACAACGUCAAAUGUACAUAACUGUGUAAUAACGAUAAUCUCUUAGAGGCCUGACUCCUUGAAAACUGUUAAGUGGUCGUAUAUAGUAGUGCAAGGUAACACCUGUUAUCCUAAAUGUAAUUUCAUUUCAUAUAAUUACUGUUACUUAAAUUGCAGCAGGAUUACUGCUUUUCCGAGAGCAAAUUAAAUGUUUUGGAAAACAAC
Messenger RNA from Brienomyrus brachyistius, 1830 nucleotides. RefSeq names its product gremlin-1-like. The transcript is spliced from 2 exons. Gene Ontology annotation, molecular function: BMP binding; receptor ligand activity. The record is from RefSeq and is a predicted model, not a curated record. The coding region runs from base 260 to 811 and encodes 183 amino acids. NCBI's taxonomy places the organism in Eukaryota, Metazoa, Chordata, Actinopteri, Osteoglossiformes, Mormyridae. Gene Ontology annotation, biological process: animal organ morphogenesis.